Molecule: messenger RNA, 1122 nt
Organism: Plasmodium reichenowi
Lineage: Eukaryota; Apicomplexa; Aconoidasida; Haemosporida; Plasmodiidae
Product: stomatin-like protein
Exons: 1
Coding region: 1-1122 (373 amino acids)
Cellular component (GO): membrane
Source: RefSeq, a predicted model, not a curated record
AUGAACACUUUUUUUUUAAGUAGAUUUAGAGGGGGCACUUUUUUUUUACAAAAGUACGAGAAAAUAUGGAACCCAGCUAAAGGGUUUCAUACAUAUAAUUAUAUUUUCCAGAAUAAUAAAAAUAUAAUAAACCAUAAAAAAAAUAGAAAUUUGUUUUUAUAUGAAAAAAGAAAUUUCUAUACAAGUAAUGAUGGAAAAAAAUAUACAAAAAAGUUUUGGAACCAUUUAGGUUUUGUAAUUAUACCUCAAGAAACAGCAUAUAUAGUAGAAAGGUUAGGAAAAUAUAAUAAAACAUUAUUGGCAGGUAUUCAUUUUUUAAUACCUUUUAUAGAUAAAAUAGCUUAUGUUUUUUCAUUGAAAGAAGAAACUAUCACGAUUCCAAAUCAAACAGCUAUUACUAAAGAUAAUGUUACUUUAAAUAUUGACGGAGUAUUAUAUAUAAAGUGUGACAAUCCAUAUAAUUCUUCUUAUGCUAUUGAAGAUGCUGUUUUUGCAGUAACUCAAUUAGCUCAAGUUACCAUGAGAUCGGAAUUAGGGAAAUUAACCCUUGAUGCAACAUUCUUAGAAAGAGAUAAUUUAAACGAAAAGCUGGUUAAGGCUAUAAAUGAAUCAGCCAAAAAUUGGGGAAUAAAAUGUAUGAGAUAUGAAAUUCGUGAUAUUAUCUUACCUGUGAAUAUAAAAAAUGCUAUGGAAAAACAAGCUGAAGCAGAAAGAAGAAAAAGGGCUGAAAUUUUACAAAGUGAAGGAGAAAGAGAAAGUGAAAUUAAUAUAGCUAUUGGAAAAAAAAGGAAAUCUAUAUUAAUAGCAGAAGGACAAUCUUUUGCUAUCAAAGCUAAAGCUGAUGCUACGGCAGAAGCUAUAGAAAUUAUUUCAAAUAAAAUAAAAAAACUAGAUUCAAAUAAUGCUAUUUCUUUACUUGUUGCUGAACAAUAUAUUGAUGUUUUCUCAAAUAUAUGUAAAAAUAAUAACACUGUCAUCAUACCAGCAGAUCUAAAUAAUAUCAGUAGCCUUAUUUCACAAUCGUUGUCCAUUUAUAAUAAUAUUCAAAAUUCCAAAAAGGAAAAUAAUCAAAUUCACACUUUACCAAUUCAAAAACAAAUUCAUUCUGAUAUGAACAAUUAA